AUGCACAAGUGCCAAACGAACAAGCAUGUUGGCGGAGUCCAUAUCAAACCGUCAAAACCUAUGCCGAGUGAUCUUCAACAAUUUUUGGACGAAGUCAAAGAUGGUGUGAUUUACUUUAGCUUUGGCACAUUUGUGAACGCAUCGCAAAUUCCAAAAGAUAAAUUCAACGUGUUUUUGGCAAGGGCAUAUGAUUAUUUUUCAGAAACUUUCAGUAAGCUGAAGCAAAGAGUUAUUUGGAAAUUUGAAAACGAGGCCAUUCCAAACCUUCCGAAAAAGGUUCUAGUUCGAAAGUGGUUACCUCAAAAUGAUAUACUGGCCCAUCCGAACGUUUGCCAUUUCAUAAGCCAUGAAUGGCAUUCAACUUUUGAUGAUUCCGUUUGUGUUCAAAGUGCAAGAUAUGGCAAAGUUUUGGAUUAUAAAGAUAUAACGCACAAAACACUAUUCGACAAUGUCAACGAAAUAUUAAAAGACAACAAAUAUUCGACUAAAGCCAAAGAGAUUUCGGCGAUUUUUGGUGAGAAUCAAGUUCAUCCGAUGGAUGAUUUCAUUUUGUGGGUUGAAUAUGUGAUUAAGUUCCGAGGUGCGAAACAUCUGAAGUCACAUGCAGUCGAAAUGUCACUAUUUUCAUAUUUAUCCGUGGAUGUGAUAUUGGUUCAUUUAGUCAUAGUUUUAGCUGUUAUAUACAUCUUUUACUAUAUGGUAUAUACAAUUGUUUUGUUUGCGAAAGAAAAGUGUUACAUCAAACAAAAAGCAACAGUAGGUCCAAUGAACCGAAUGGCAAGUUAA
Molecule: messenger RNA, 786 nt
Organism: Contarinia nasturtii (swede midge)
Lineage: Eukaryota; Metazoa; Arthropoda; Insecta; Diptera; Cecidomyiidae
Product: UDP-glucuronosyltransferase 2B30-like
Exons: 4
Coding region: 1-786 (261 amino acids)
Molecular function (GO): UDP-glycosyltransferase activity
Source: RefSeq, a predicted model, not a curated record